AGAGAGAGAGAGAGAGAGAGAGAGAGAGAUGAGUCAUUGCGCAGCAGCAGAUUGGAAUCUGAGGCAACAAAGACAAGAACAAGUCGAAGGAGGAGAGGGGAGUAAUAGAUCCACUCACGUGCAGAUCCCCCAGAUUCAUCCCCAUCAUCAUCCUCAACCUCACUAUUCUUCUUCUUCUCUUCCUUCCAUGUCAAAUCAUGGAGUAGCAGAGCUGACAUGGGAGAAUGGGCAGCUAGCCAUGCAUGGCCACGGCCUACUGAAGCCCCCGUUGGGAGGCAGUGACACUCUAGAGUCCAUCGUCCACCAGGCCACGUGUCACAAGAAGAACCCACCAUCUCCCCGACACGACCAACGCUCACCAUCGUCACUGCAUCGCGUGAGACUAUCGUCAUCAGCGGGCGGCAUAUUGGACAAGAGCCAUGCCGGGCAGCAAUGUCCGGUGAACAAUCACUUGAUCAAGAAGAGGAAGCGGUCGGACUCUGAGCCCGUCCCUGUUGUGAAGAAGAACUUGGGCAAUGGCGUCGGAAGGUGUACCACUAGAGGGGAACGCAGCAGCAUAUGUGGUAGCGCCAGCGCGACGAUUUGCCGGGACGAUGACGCGACGAUGACGACGUGGGCUUCCUUUGAAUCUCCCGUGAGCUUCAAGAACAAAACCACGGAUGAUGACGACUCGGCUUCCCACGGCGAAUCGGAAAAUCUAGAUGAAGAUGAUGAGGACAAAGGUGAAAUUGGCCCUCCACAAUCAACCAGGAGAAGUAGAGCUUCUACGAUUCAUAAUCUCUCAGAGCGGCGACGUAGAGAUAGGAUAAACCAGAAGAUGAAGGCCCUGCAGAGGUUGGUGCCCAAAGCAAGCAAGACCGAUAAGGCUUCGAUGCUGGACGAGGUGAUAGAGUACUUGAAGCAACUCCAGGCGCAAGUCCAGAUGAUGAGCCUCCGCAACAACAUGCCCCAGAUGAUCCUGCCCAACUUGGCGAUGCAGCACCAGCAACUCCAGAUGUCCCUCCUCGCGGCGCGCACAGCUGGGGUCGGGCUCGGAAUGCUCGACGUCAAUCCCAUGGCGCACGCGGCAGCCGCGUUCAUGCCACAGGCCUACAUGGUGCCCCCACUUGUGGCUGCGCAGCACUUCCAAGCUCAAGUGAAUCCGGAGGGCAGGAGCAACGCUCCGGUGCUGCCCAUGCCGGACCCUUAUUGUGCCUAUCUCGCACAAGAUAUGAACAUGGAACACUUCAACAAGAUGGCCACGCUCCAUCGGCAACAGGUCCAUCAAACAGCUCAGGCGUGCCGCCCUUCGCGGUCGAACCGUGCGGAAGGAGAAUGAACUUUUUCUUUUCAAAUAAUAAGGUGAGAAUAAAGGGAAAAAUUAGAAGAAUCCUUCUAAAGAACUCGUCGAGAGCCGAGCAUACUUAAUCACUGGAGAUUUCAGUCUGUACGUUGCAUUUCAUAUGAUGUUUGUGGUUCAGAUUCUAGUUAAGAAAAGUAUAUAUAGGUUUUAAGCUAAUACCUAUCUGUACUUCUAAUGAACUUUUUCUUUUCAAGUAGAAACCUGUGUACGCUAUUUAAGCUAAUACAAUUUCCUCGAUUCUGCAUC
Molecule: messenger RNA, 1588 nt
Organism: Eucalyptus grandis
Lineage: Eukaryota; Viridiplantae; Streptophyta; Magnoliopsida; Myrtales; Myrtaceae
Product: transcription factor PIF7
Exons: 6
Coding region: 29-1318 (429 amino acids)
Cellular component (GO): nucleus
Molecular function (GO): protein dimerization activity
Source: RefSeq, a predicted model, not a curated record